Penicillium cinerascens is the source of this 639-nucleotide messenger RNA. RefSeq lists its product as uncharacterized. The record is from RefSeq and is a predicted model, not a curated record. The transcript has a single exon. Lineage: Eukaryota; Fungi; Ascomycota; Eurotiomycetes; Eurotiales; Aspergillaceae. The coding region runs from base 1 to 639 and encodes 212 amino acids.
AUGCCGGAGCCGGAACUUCCAGCUCCAGCGGAUCCAGAGUCAGAGCCAGAGGCACCACCAGUGAUACCACCGGAACCAGGGCUAGAGCCAGAGCUAGAGCCAGAGCCAGAGCCAGAGCCAGAGCCAGAGCUAGAGCCAGAAGAACCGCCAGUGAUAUCACCCCAGCCAGAGCCAGAGCCGGAGCCGGAGCCAGAGCCAGAGCCAGAGCCAGAGCCAGAGCCAGAAGAACCGCCUGUGAUAUCACCCCAGCCAGAGCCAGAGCCGGAGCCGGAGCCAGAGCCAGAGCCAGAGCCAGAGCCAGAGCCAGAAGAACCGCCAGUGAUAUCACCCCAGCCAGAGCCGGAGCCGGAGCCGGAGCCAGAGCCAGAGCCAGAGCCAGAGCCAGAAGAACCGCCAGUGAUAUCACCCCAGCCAGAGCCAGAGCCGGAGCCAGAGCCAGAGCCAGAGCCGGAGUCAGAGCCAGAAGAACCGCCUGUGAUAUCACCCCAGCCAGAGCCAGAGCCGGAGCCAGAACCCCAACCGGAGCCAGAGCCAGAGUCGUCACCCGAGUCAUCACCAGAGGCAUCACCAGAGGCAUCACCAGAGACACCGUCAGAGAUACCAAGGCCAGCAGAUCCUGAGGCAUCAGGAUUAACGUAG